Messenger RNA from Trichomycterus rosablanca, 3216 nucleotides. RefSeq lists its product as uncharacterized. NCBI's taxonomy places the organism in Eukaryota, Metazoa, Chordata, Actinopteri, Siluriformes, Trichomycteridae. Gene Ontology annotation, biological process: protein ubiquitination. The record is from RefSeq and is a predicted model, not a curated record. The transcript is spliced from 13 exons. The coding region runs from base 1 to 3216 and encodes 1071 amino acids. Gene Ontology annotation, molecular function: zinc ion binding; ubiquitin-protein transferase activity; protein binding.
AUGUGUACAGUCACACGUGAUUCCAGCAACAUCCUGUCUGAAAAUCAGCUGCUGUGUCCCAUCUGUAUGGAUGUGUUUACUGAUCCAGUUACCACCUCAUGUGGGCACAACUUCUGCAGGAGCUGCCUUACACAACACUGGGAUAAGAGUCCACAAUGUCACUGUCCAAUAUGUAAAGAGAAAUUCACCAAGAGACCUGAACUCAAGAUCAAUACAACACUGAGGGAGGCUGCAGAUCCCUUCAAGAAGAAAAGUGAAGUUGAUAAACCUGAGGUUCUGUGUGAUGUCUGCACUGGAGAGAAGCAGAAAGCUCUGAGAUCAUGUCUGGAUUGUGGUGUGACUUUCUGCGAGUCUCAUCUAGAACCUCACAAUUAUGUCCCAAACUAUAAGAAACACAAACUCAUAAAUCCUGUGAAGAACCUGGGGCGCUACAGAUGCCAAAAACAUGAGAAACCUUUUGAACUGUUCUGUAGAGAUGAUCAGAUCAUGGUCUGUCAGUUCUGCACUUUAGAUGACCACAAGAACCACAACAUUAUUCCUGUUAAGGAGAUGAUUUACAAGAAUAAGCUGCGCAAGAAACAGACGGAGAUGCAGCAGAUGAUCCAGGAUCGACUGAAGAAGAGUAAAUAUAAUGAAGACACAAAAAAGGAAAAAUCUGACAGCAUUAAAACCUUCACUGAUCUGAUUCACUCCAUUGAGAAGAGUCAGGCUGAGACACUGAAGAUGAUGGAAGAGAAGCAGAAAGUCAUAGAGAAUCAGGCUGAACAAUUCAUUAAAGAUCUGGAGCAGGAAAUCACUGAACUACAGAGGAGAGAAACUGAACUGCAGAAGAUUCUGAACACUGAGGAACAUCUCAACCUCCUACAGAUUCACCAAACCAUCUGCAGUCCUCUAAUCGCCAAGAACUGGACCGAUAUUAGUAUCAACACUGAUCCAGAUGUGAGGAAUCUGAUAAAAUCUCUCUCUCAGCUUCAGAACACCCUGGAUGAGAUGUUGAGAGAAACAGUCUCCACAGAACUGAAGAGGAUUCAGCAGUAUGCAGUGGACAUGACUCUGGAUCCUGAUACCGCUCAUCCUAAUCUUGUUCUGUCUGCUGAUGGACAACAAGUAACACAUAGGAACAUGAUGCAGAAUCUCCCCGACACCCCAAAAAGAUUCACUAAUUAUACCAUAGUUCUGGGAAAGCAGAGUUUUUCCUCGGGUCAAUUUUACUUUGAGGUGCAGGUCAGUAGGAAGACCGAGUGGAGUUUAGGAGUCAUCAGUAAGUCUGUAAACAGGAAGGGGAAGUUUAUACUGAGACCUCAGGAUGGAUUCUGGGCUGUGGUUCUGAGGAACAGGGAUGAGUAUAAAGCUUUUGCUGGUCCUUCUGUCCUCCUCUUUCUGAAAGAGAAACCUCAGAAGGUCGGAGUGUUUGUGGAUUAUGAGGAGGGUCUGGUCUCGUUUUAUGAUGUGGAGAACAGGGUUCAUAUCUACUCUUAUACUGGUCAGAUGUUCACUAAGAAACUCUAUCCGUUCUUCAGUCCUGGUAAUAAUGAUGGAGUUAAAAACUCAGCACCACUCAUCAUCAAUCCUGUAAUAAAAACUCCUUGUUCGUUCAGCAGUUUCCUGUCUGAAGAUCAGUUCCAGUGUUCCAUCUGUCUGGAUGUGUUUACCGAUCCAGUCACGACUCCAUGUGGACACAACUUCUGCAUUAACUGCCUUACACAAUGCUGGAAUCUGAGUCCACAAUGUUACUGUCCAUUAUGUAAAGAGAAAUUCACCAAGAGACCUGAACUCAAGAUCAAUACAACACUGAGGGAGGUUGCUGAUCACUUCAGGAUGAAAUGUCAGGUUGAUAAACCCAAGGUUCUUUGUGAUUCCUGCACUGGAGAGAAACAGAAAGCUCUAAGAUCAUGUCUGGAUUGUGGUCUGACGUUUUGUAAAUCUCAUCUAGAGCCUCAUCAUAAUGUUCUAAAACUUAGAAAACAUAAACUCAUAAAUCCUGUGAAGAACCUGGAGGACUACAUAUGUCAGAAACAUGAGAAACCUUUCGAACGGUUCUGUAGAGACGAUCAGACGAGUGUGUGUCAGAUCUGCUGUUUGGAUGAUCACAAAAACCACAACAUUAUUUCUAUAGAGAAGGAGACUGGAGAGAAGAAAACUCAACUGGGUAAAACACUUACAGAGGUGCAGCAGAUGAUCAAGGAUCACCUGAAGAAGAUUCAAGAGAUCAGACAGUCAGUAGAGUUUAGCAAAAAAACCACAAAGAAAGAGAAAACAGAUCGUAAUAAAGUCUUCACAGAUCUGAUUCGCUCCAUUAAGUCAAGUCAGGCUGAACUACGGGAGAUGAUGGAGAAGCAGCAGACAGCCAUAGAGAACCAGGCUGAAAGAUUUAUUAAAGACCUGCAGCAGGAAAUCACUGAACUAAAGAGGAGAGAAACUGAACUGCAGCAGCUUCUGAACACUGAGGAACAUCUCAACCUCCUACAGGUUUAUCCAACAAUCUGCAGCCCUCCAACCACCAAGAACUGGACCGAUAUUAGUAUCAACACUGAUCCAGAUGUGGAGACUCUGAGAACAUCUCUCUCUCAGCUUCAGAAAACUCUGAACGAAAAACUCAAUAAAACUCUUCUGUCUCUGAAUGAGAAGUUGAGAGAAACAGAACUGAAGAGGAUUCAGCAGUAUGCAGUGGACGUGACUCUGGAUCCUGAUACAGCUUAUCCUAAUCUUGUUCUGUCUGAUGAUGAAAAACAAGUAACAUAUGGAAACACAGAGCAGAAUCUCCCCGACACCCCAAAAAGAUUCACAAGGUACAGUUUCAUCCUGGCAAAGCAGAGUUUCUCCUCAGGUAGAUUUUACUAUGAGGUGCAGGUCAGUGGGAAGACCCAGUGGAAUUUAGGAGUCGCCAGAGAGUCUGUAAACAGGAAAGGUAGGAUUACACUGAGACCUCAGGAAGGAUUCUGGACUGUAAUUCUGAGGAACAGGGAUGAGUAUAAAGCUUGUGCUGAUCCCUCUGUCCUCCUCACUCUGAAAAAGAAACCUCAGAAGGUCGGAGUGUUUGUGGAUUAUGAGGAGGGUCUGGUCUCGUUUUAUGAUGUGGAGAACAGGUCUCAUAUCUACUCUUAUACUGGUCAGAUAUUCACUGAGAAACUCUAUCCAUACUUCUGUCCUUUUGAGAAACAUGGAGGUAAAAACUCAGCACCACUCAUCAUCACUCCUGUAAUAAACACUGAAUAA